Priapulus caudatus is the source of this 3900-nucleotide messenger RNA. RefSeq lists its product as uncharacterized. The record is from RefSeq and is a predicted model, not a curated record. Lineage: Eukaryota; Metazoa; Priapulida; Priapulimorpha; Priapulimorphida; Priapulidae. The coding region runs from base 228 to 2810 and encodes 860 amino acids. The transcript is spliced from 3 exons.
UGCGACUCUAUCGCUGGGAAACGCUGCGGAAUCUUUCCUAAAUCGAAAAGCAUGACAGGUCGAGGCUGAAAAGAAUCGCAAAGGAGUGCGAGGCCAGAGGUCACGCGUGCGUACAAGCUAGGCGUCUCAUUGAGCCAACCGCACUUGGGCGUUGCUUCAGUCUACGGCGUCAGCUCAACGAGUGUUCUUGCAGGCUCGCAGGGCGGGAACGGACCUAGAAAGGCAAAAUGACUUCUAGAAGAAGAAUCCUGUUUGUUGGAUUCAUAUCGAUUUGCUUGUUAUUCGUAGACUACAGCACAGCCGCCGAUACGAAGCAGACACCUACAGUGGCUCGUAAACCAACCGUGUAUCGCCAACCAGUGUCAGCAUCGUUCGGCGCCCAACAGCCUUCCACGCAGACCGACUCUCGCAAGGAUUCUACACAGUUAGAAACUGUGCGAGAUUUGAACCAGCAUGAAUCACAGCAAUCCCCUACACAGCGUAAAUCACAGCAACCGUCUGUACACGAAAACCAGCAACCGUCAUUGCAGCAAGCGUCCCAACAACAUGCAGCCCAGUACGGAUCUACGCAACAUUCAGUACAACACCAGCAACCUUCUGUACAGAACGGACCUCAGCAAUCUUCAGUACAACACCAACAACCUUCUGUACAGUACGGAUCUACGCAACAUUCAGUACAAUACCAGCAACCUUCUAUACAGAACGGACCUCAGCAAUCUUCAGUACAACACCAACAACCUUCUGUACAAUACGGAUCUACGCAACAUUCAGUACAAUACCAGCAACCUCCUGUACAGAACGGACUUCAGCAAUCCUCAGGACAAUACCCGCAACCUCCUGUGCAGUACGGAACCCAGCAAGCUUCAGUACAAUAUCAGCAACCUUCUGUGCAGUACGGACCACAACAACAUGCAGUACAGUAUGGACCCCAACAACCAACUCAAUAUUACGGAGAGGAACAGUAUGGCUCUCAGCUGCCUUUCUACCAGGAUCCCGGACAGCAAUUUACACGCUUUGUGCAGGCUGGAUAUCCAGGUGACUAUAACAUUGACGUGCGGCACGGCUAUCCAGAUGAGGGGCCCGGAUACAAAGACCCAGAAAUUAUUCUCACAGACGCUGAAGGCGGCGGAGACAAUAGGAAGAAAUUGAUCAAAACAAAGUACGGAUACCAAGGAGCGUUUACAAACGUUUCACUUAGGAAGCCUUUGCGGAAACAGACGAUCAAUAAUUCCCCUCGGCCGCCCGGCUACGUCGCUCGUCUCGCACCAUACUAUGCUGGCGAACCGAAUCCGAUCUAUGUCGGCGCACAGUACAACAGCCAGUUCCAACCUAGAGAUUCCUCCGUCCAACAGCCAUUGGAAUAUUUCCACGAAGGGUUGCGUCCUUUUGAUCAGUUUUCUGGUCAGUCACCACCCUAUGGUGAUUAUGGAGAUUAUGGCCCUGAUCCUUACCCAUUACCUCCAGCCCCGAUCGCGGAUUUCAAUCCAGCCACAGUGAAUCGUUUCCCCGGAGAGAGCAUAUACCCGGAACCACUACAAACCGCCAAUCCACAAGGGUUGCCGGGAAAAGCAUCACAGCCUUUCAAGGCACGAUUUGAGGAGAAAAAGAGUACAGCUGACGGACAAAUUCAGAGCAUCAAGUUCGUUCUUACGCACGAGUCUUACAAACAGGAUUCGCGCCUGAAUAGCACAGCAGCCGGCCGCCUCUCGCAGGCGCCGCCCGAAACACUAACGAAACGAGAGGAAAACGUACUCAGAAAGGCAAUUCAUAACUUAAAUUCCAAAUACGCCAGUGGAUAUUCGACGGGACAAAACGCGCAUACAAAGGACUCUCAGUUCUACAAUCCCGCUCAUAGCGUUACGCAGCAGCCACUCCGCGGCGGCACUAGAGGCAACGCAUACGGCCCGGGCGCAGGAAGCUACGGAGCUGGCGAUGAACAAGGGAAUACCUAUUACGGAGUACCCUACAGCGUAGACCAACAGAAUAGUUACGAUAACCACCCAGACGGUAACCCCUACAGCAAUUUCGCGUUCAAUGACGGUGUGAGAUAUUUCGAUCCGUCAGCUUACAAUAGGAACCCGGAGGCGUUCCCCGAGUCGGCCCGUGUUUAUGACAAGGGUCCGGCCGGCGGCGCGACCAGCGAUGCCUCAGAUAUCGUACCCGGAGAAUCGUACGAGAUUCCUGCCCCUGGUCUAGCCCAACCUGCUUAUUUUCUCGGUGGUUUUCCUGCCGAGGGCAACCCAUUUGCCGCAGCCGCCCGCGGACAGCAACCAACCUACAACUAUCCAAUAUCGCAUGGGUUUUCACUGUCUAGCGAUAACCCAGGUGCGGGUAGCAAUGCGUACGGCGUGCAUGGUGUCCAGCAACAACAACAGCCUUCCCCUCUCGACGACUACGCGGCGGGAAAUCCAUACGGUACUGUUGGCACAGACGGACCAUUCUACAAUACGGAGCAUGAACGGUACUACUCCUACAUUAACAACCCCGUACCGGGAGGUACAGACGAGAGCUCAGCGACAGAGGCUGGACUUCGGCAUAACGUCGCUCGCUAUGUUAAUCCUUACCUGGAAAACACGGGCUUCGGAUAUCCGGCUCUGCCCGCGACGCUACACGACGCCGUCUAUAGGAACCCGUUCGAUGAAGAUGCCCGCCGCCAGGACGACAAGCGGAAACGCGCGCGUCAGAACGCGAAACGCCGUAAUCGCAACAAGAAUAAUCGUCGCAGCAAAACAAGAGCGCAGCCCGACCGGGUGCCAGUACCAUCAUUCGCACCAAGAAACCUCUAUAAUAUAUAUCAGGGACACGCGUAACAUUAAAAUUUGUGUUGCUCGCGCCUACCGUGCCCGCAACUGACCCAUAACUAUAGUAUCGUAUAUCUGGUAAUGUUUUUUUUAACUAAAAAUGAGACACUCCGCUCUACGAAGACGGUGUGUUACAGACGUAACGUCAUUCGAAAUUCGUUAACGUUCAUAACAAAAGUCGUUCAGAAGUAAAAAGAGACGCGCAAAAAUCAAUUUCUUAUAUCGGCCAACGCUCUUGUUAUUAUGGCAGCCACAAUCACCACGAUGCUAAAAAUGCGUGACGGACGAUUCACACUUAAACGAUCAUUUACAGAGUCUUCAUUGUGUAAAUACGACUGAUAGAUCACCGCACCGGUAUGUGCUAGACUCGAUAAUUCAUAUCCAUGAGCCGGAACAUCAGUAAGCAAGAGUCGCAUUAGUUGGUCCAACUCGUUCUCAUUCCCUUGUGAAUCCCAAGAGGUCGCGUUCGCUAUGGUAUCACCCUCGCCAACCCACGAACAGUAAAUCGUAUAAAAUUCCCAUCGUAAUCUGAUUUCUGUUUGGAUGGCAAAGUUAUGUUUUACGCAUUUGUUUCUGUUUUUGCUAUAGGUAAAUUCACAAAAAUUGCUAUAACUAUAGUUAAGCAGGAUUUCUAGUAGACAAUCUUUAUUUUAUCAAUGUAUUUCUCUCGCGUAGCGCGUGUGCCAUUUAUAUAUAAAUAAUGAUGUCAAUCUUGAAUAAUCGUGAAUAGCUAGCAGACUAAUAGUAUUAAUUUUAGCUACCUGGACGAAAAGUUAUUUAUUUUAUACAUACAGCACCUUCAUAACGUUUAAUGAUAUGAUUAGUAUUUAAUAAUUAUAGACUUCAUUUGUCUCGAUAAUAAACUGUUUCUAUGAAUUAAAUUCUCUUUUCUUGGCUUUAUUGAUAGCCUAUAAUUCUAUAUCGCAAUAGCCUGCACAUUAUGUGCGCCUAUAGUAAAAUACAAGGAACGCGGCUUUGGAGCUAUUUAUACGGCAGUGCACUACAAUUAUAUUGCGUGUUUCUGAGUUUGUCUUCGUCGUAUGUAAAACAUCUUUAAUCAGUGAAUUACUCAGGAAUAAAAACGUGUAAUUGAAAGAUU